Humulus lupulus (European hop) is the source of this 2058-nucleotide messenger RNA. RefSeq lists its product as uncharacterized. The record is from RefSeq and is a predicted model, not a curated record. The coding region runs from base 1 to 2058 and encodes 685 amino acids. The transcript has 6 exons. Lineage: Eukaryota; Viridiplantae; Streptophyta; Magnoliopsida; Rosales; Cannabaceae.
AUGCCUAUGGAAGAAGUUCAAGCUAUAGGGAAUUACCCGAGACAACCCAAUAAUCCCAAUACCAUGACCUACAACCCAGGCAUAGAAGAAGAGAAGUCUAAUGAAGAAAAUGUUACUGAAGACCUUAACAAGAAAGAAGUGGUACCACCUGUGAGCAUUGACCAUCAUGUUAGAAUUCCAUAUCCAAAAAGGCUUUGUAAGCAUAAUCUGGAUAAGCAGUUUGCAAAGUUUUUAGAUGUGUUCAAGAAGCUACAUAUUAAUAUACCAUUCAUAGAAGCAUUAGAACAAUUGCCAAACUAUGUGAAGUUCAUGAAGGAGAUUCUGUAUAACAAGAGAAAGAUGGGUGAUUAUGAAACCGUAGUGUUAACAGAAGAGUGUAGUGCUAUAUUGCAAAGGAAACUUCCUCAAAAACUUGGUUUGGGUGAAGCCAGGCCAACCACAGUAACAUUGCAGCUGGCUGAUAGAUCUAUGAAGUAUCCAUGUGGUAUUAUAGAAGAUGUGUUGGUGAAGAUGGAUAAGUUUAUAUUUCUAGCUGAUUUUAUAGUUCUUGACAUAGAGGAGGAUGAUAAUGUUCCUAUUAUUUUGGGGAGGCCAUUUUUAGCAACUGGGCAAGCAUUGAUAGAUGUGCAAAAUGGAGAGUUAAGGCUAAGAGUACAAGGGGAAGAAGUAGUAUUUAAUGUGUUGAAGGCUAUGACUUAUCCUAAAGCAAGUUAUAAUUGUUUCUCAGUGGAUGUGGUAGAAGAGGUAGUAGGGAGAAGAAAGUUAAUUGAAGAUCCUCUUGAAAUUAGUCUUACAAUUGAUGACAUAGAUGGUGAGGAUAGUGAAGAGGCAUUGAGUUAUUUGAAGUGGAUACAAUCAUAUGGGUCGUGGAAGCAGAAAAAGUUUGAAGAAUUGGGUGAGGGAUUGGAAAGACCAUUACCAUCAAUUUUGAAGCCACUUGUGUUAGAAUUGAAGGCUUUACCGGAACAUCUACGCUAUGCUUAUAUUGGGGAGAAAGAGACUCUUCCAGUCAUAGUUUCAUCAUUUCUUUCAGAAGUAGAGGAGGAGAAGUUGUUGAGGGUAUUAAUGGCUCAUAAAACUGCCAUAGGUUGGACUCUUGCUAAUAUAAGAGGAAUAAGCCCAUCGACAGUUAUGCAUAGAAUUUUGAUGGAAGAAGAUGCUAGACCAAUUAUUGAUGCUCAACGAAGACUUAAUCCAACAAUGAAAGAAGUGGUAAGUCCAGUACAAAUAGUACCUAAAAAGUGGCAUAACCGUGGUGAAAAUGAGAGUAAUGAAUUGAUUCCCACAAGGACUGUGAUGGGUUGGAGGAUAUGUAUAGAUUACCGGAAGUUGAAUAAGGCAACUAGGAAAUAUCAUUUUCCUUUGCCUUUUAUUGAUCAGAUGUUGGAUAGGAAUUGUAUUGGGGCACGAGCUAAGAUUUCUACAAUUGAGAAUUUACCACCUCCAGGUUCAGUUAAGGGAGUGAGAAGUUUCCUUGGUCAUGCGGGGUUUUAUAGAAGGUUUAUCAAGGAUUUUUCUAAGGUUUCAAAGCCUCUGUCUACUUUGCUGAUGAAUGGAGUUCCUUUUAAUUUUGAUGAAAAGUGUCACAAAGCUUUUAAGAUACUUAAGGAGAAAUUGAUUUCGGCACCUAUAGUUGUAGCACCUCAAUGGGAUUUGCCAUUUGAAUUGAUGUGUGAUGCUAGUAACUUUGCAGUUGGGGCAGUCUUGGGACAAAGAGUUGACAAGGUAUUUAGAAUGGUUUAUAAUGCAAGUCGUACCUUGAAUGAUGGUCAAAUUAAUUAUGCAACUACGGAGAAGGAGCUGUUGGCCAUAGUGUUUGCCUUUGAUAAGUUUAGGCCAUACUUGAUUGGGAAUAAGAUAAGAAGGGCACAGAAAGCUGAUCACUUGUCCAGAGUGGAGGUUGAUGAGGAUUCUCUUGAUAAAGAAGUUCAGAUUAAUGAUGCUUUUCCUGAUGAGCAGUUGUUUGAAGUAAGUGUUUGUAAAGAUGUUCCAUGGUUGGUAGACUAUGUUAAUUUUUUGGCUGCAAAGGUUAUACAUCCUGAGAUGAUAAGGCAUUGA